AUGUUGAACACCAAUAAUCUUUACAAAGAUUCAGGUGGUGCCGGUUCAUAUGUUAAAGGCAACAUCAAAAUAGGAUCACCGUUAACAUUGUAUUUAUAUCUUGGUGCUGCAGGUGAAGACCAAAGCUCCAUCCGAGGUCAUGGCGUUGAUCAAAGUCUUGGCGGUUGGAACUUUGGAGGAAAAGGAGGUAUGGACCUAUUUGAUACCGACCAUCCAGAAAAUGGAGCUGGAGGAGGUGGUGCUGUUGAUAUCAGAUUGAAAUAUAUUGACAUCAAUAUCAUCCCAACAAACAAUCUAAAAUUUCGCGAAUCAAUUGAUAGUCGAAUUAUCGUUGCAGGUUCCGGAGGAGGUGCUGUUUCUGACAAUAUCACGAGAUUUGCAAACAUAUCUUCCAAAUUUUAUGCAUGGGGCCUUCCAGGAGGCACAUUAGAUUCGAUGAGGUCAAAAUACACAAUUGGUGCUUCUCAAACCAUGGGCCAAUUAGGUAUAGGAGUUGAUGGAAAAUCAACUAAUUAUAGUGUUGGAGCAUGCUCAGGCGGAAGUGGAUCAGGAUACCGAGGUGGAUAUUAUGAAAUUCCUGACCCCAUCACAGAAUAUUUUAUACAAGGUGGUGGUGGAGGGAGCUCAUAUAUCAGCGGCCAUCCAGUGUGCAUUACAAGUCCAUAUAACAUUUCAUUCACAAACACUGUUAUGUAUGGUGGCAAUGAGAGCAUGCCACAACCAUUUGGGGGUAUGAGUAUUGGACACCGUGGUAAUGGUGUUUGUCGCAUAACAGAUCUUUCUCCUGACUUUAUUAGUUGUAAUUUACUCAAAAAUUUCAAUUUUAACUUUGUCUUGAUUCAUAAUAAACUUCGACGACAAUUUUAG
Trichomonas vaginalis G3 is the source of this 867-nucleotide messenger RNA. RefSeq names its product glycine-rich protein family. Bases 1 to 867 code for a protein of 288 amino acids. The record is from RefSeq and is a predicted model, not a curated record. Lineage: Eukaryota; Parabasalia; Trichomonadida; Trichomonadidae. The transcript has a single exon.